AUGUCUCCAAAUGGUGAACACAUUGGACAACAAUCUGAUGCACAAGUUCUCAACAAUAGGACGACUGCAAACAACAAUAUGGUAAUCAAGUUCCAGGAGUCGACUAUCAUCACCCUCUCUGCUUGUCUUCUUCAGAUAAAUAAAAUGGGUUUAGUUGAUGGUACUUGCAAAAAGGAAUUUUACCCUGAGUCUUUGUGGAACCACUGGGAACGUGUAAAUGCAAUAGUAUUGUCUUGGUUAAUGAAUGUAGUUGCUAAAAAUCUAUUAGGAGGCAUUAUAUUGAAAAAUCUCUGGGAAGAGUUUCAUGCCUUAGUACCAGCACCAGCUUGUAACUGUCCAAAGUCAAAAGAAUUUAUUGAACAUCUUCACAAACUAAAACUGUUUCAAUUCCUCAUGGGGUUAAAUGAGUCUUACUUACAAGCUAGGAGUCAGAUCCUUUUAAUGACACCAAUGCCAUCUGUAAACCAAGUUUAUUUCAUAAUUGUUAGUGGUGAAAGCCAAAAUUCAGUAGGAGCUACAACUUGUAUAAUGGGGGCAAAUCCAACUGGUGUACAAGGGGUUUAUGACACAGCUUUGUACUCAAGAAAUGGGGGGAAUCAAAACCACAAUGCUCAGAAGUUUAAAAGGAACUAUAACUUGUUUUGUGAGAUUUGCAAAAUCAAAGGACACACUAAAGAAACCUGUUAUAAGGUGGUAGGAUACCCUCAAGGGUAUAGGUUCAAGAAGAGGUUCAAUAACUCAAAUGCUACAUACAAUGGAAAUAAUGCUAGUUCAGCCUACAAUGUGGUUGCUGAAAACUCUGGACAAUUUGGAGAAAAUCAAAAAAUGCAAGGAGAAGGUGCAGAUUCUCAAUUUUUGAAUAAGGCACCAGAAACAGUCCAUGCAACAAAUAUAAUAGGUAAUGCAACAGGUAUGGAUAUUUCUUCAGCUGCUCAAAGCUGUAUUCACCAUUGGAUAGUAGACACAGGAGCUACUAAUCAUAUGGUAGCUGACCUGAAUCUACCUGAAAAAGAAACUGUAUGUCAACCAGAAAUAUCAGAGAAAGUUUUUCUCCCAAAGGAAGAGAUAUCUCUAGUCAAACACAUGGGAUCAUGUACUUUACCAAACAAAAAUACUAUAACUGAUGAUCUCUUAAGUGGCAAGGUGAAGAUGAUUGGUAAAGAGGAUAGGGGCUUGUACAUUUUGUCAAGUAGCUCAGACACAAAAGAAGUUUCAUUAGCAGCCAGUAUUUCUAGUAAUUCAGUUCCUGCACUUAAUUCAACCUCACAUCAGGAUAUAGCUAGAUGGCAUAAAAGAUUUGGUCAUGUUUCUAUCACAGUAUUAAAGAAAGUUCUAUCAGCUAGCAUAGAUUCUAUUACUGAAACUGUACGCAAGUGUACUUUUGAUAAAUUAGUAAAAACAAUAAGAACUGACAAUGGCACUGAAUUUACAAACACAACAUGUACAAACUUAUUUCUAAAGUUAGGAAUUCUUCAUCAAACUUCAUGUGCUUAUACUCCUCAACAAAAUGGAGCGGUUGAGAGAAAGCAUAGACACAUUCUAGAAGUAACAAGGGCCAUUAGAUUUCAGGCUCAUAUUCCUAUUAAAUUCUGGGGGUUAUGUGUCAAAGCUGCUGUCUACAUAAUUAACAGACUACCUAGUGCAAUAAUCGACAACAAAACUCAUUAUGAGAGACCGUAUGGUAAAAAACCAGCACUACAUCAUUUGAGACCAAGAGCAAUAAUAGCUGCUCAUGUGGGACAUGCAGAAACACAAAAAGAUUUGAUACAAGAAACACUUGAACAUUAUGAAGAACACUUACCUGAUGAGAUCCAUGCAGAGAACUUGCAGGAUCAAAAUGAGCCUGCAGCUGAUUACAAUCCACAACCUGCUCCUACACCAACAAUAACUGUUCCUACACCACCAAUAGAGAUAAGAAAAUCAGUAAGGGGCAAGAAACCACCAGUGUGGAUGAAGAUUUUGUGGUACUAA
Lycium ferocissimum is the source of this 1971-nucleotide messenger RNA. RefSeq lists its product as uncharacterized. The transcript has 8 exons. The coding region runs from base 1 to 1971 and encodes 656 amino acids. Gene Ontology annotation, molecular function: nucleic acid binding. Lineage: Eukaryota; Viridiplantae; Streptophyta; Magnoliopsida; Solanales; Solanaceae. Gene Ontology annotation, biological process: DNA integration. The record is from RefSeq and is a predicted model, not a curated record.